CCAGAGACUGAGUGAAAGCCAUUUAAAACCAUAGUUGAAUAAUUAUGUUGUAUUGUAUAUGAGCUAUGUUUUAUCAUCAUUUUAAAUAAAGCAUUGUGAUAGAGCUUUGAAUUUAACCAUGGCUGCAAUAGGAAUUGAUUUGGGAACAACAAAUUCUUGUGUUGCUGUUUACCGAAACAAACGAGUCGAAAUCAUAGCAAAUGAUCAAGGCAGUCGAAUAACACCUUCAUGGGUUUCAUUCACGGACUCACAAAAAUUGGUCGGAGAAGCAGCGAAAGAGGAAGCAUCAAUGAAUUGUGAAAACACCCUAUUCCAGAUAAAACGUUUAAUUGGCCGCAAAUUUAACGAUCCCACUGUGCAAAAGGAUAUGAAACGAUGGGGAUUCGAAAUCGUAAAAGAUGGUGACAGACCAAAAUUGCAGGUAACUUAUAAAGAAGAAGUUAAAACAUUUUUUCCAGAAGAAAUAAGCGCCAUGAUUCUGGCUGAGUUAAAGGAGGCUGCUGAAGCAUACAUGGGAGGCAAAAUUACUGACGCUGUCAUCACGGUCCCAGCUUAUUUUAACGACGCCCAGAGAACAGCUACUAGAGAUGCAGGUAGAAUUGCUGGCUUGAAUGUUUUAUCAAUGAUCAAUGAACCAACUGCAGCUGCAAUUGCGUACGGCCUGGACAACAAAAGCAAUGACGAACGGACCGUGUUGAUCUUUGAUCUUGGAGGGGGAACAUUCGAUGUAACUAUCGCAACAAUCGAAGAACAAAUAUUUGAUGUCAAAGCAACUGGUGGGAACACUCAUCUAGGGGGUGAAGAUUUUGAUAAUCGAAUGGUCGAUCAUUUUAUCAAAGAAUUUAGUGUAAAACAUGGAGUUGAUAUGUCAAGCAACAAACGAGCUGUUAGUCGAUUGAGGGUGGCGUGUGAAGCAGCAAAGCGAAAACUUUCUGUGUCUACCAAUGCAAAAGUUCAGCUUGACGGACUGUUCAUGGGAUUAGACUUCAAGAGCAACAUCAGUCAAGCAAAAUUUGAGGCCAUGAAUGCGGAUCUUUUUGACAGCACUCUCGAUACAGUUAAAAAUGUUCUUUCUGAUGCAAAAAUGAACAAAAAACAGAUUGAUGAUAUCGUCCUUGUAGGAGGGUCAACUCGGAUUCCAAAAAUUCGGCAACUUUUACAAGAUUUCUUCGAAGGGAAAGAGAUAUGCAGAACAAUAAACCCAGACGAAGCUGUAGCAUAUGGAGCUGCAGCAUUAGCUGAAAACAUUAGAUCCGGAGGGUCUGAAACGAAAGAGCGUUUCCAGCUAAUGGAUGUAACUCCGCUCUCGGUUGGAACCGACGUUCGAGAGACAGAUAUGUUUAUCGUUAUUCCGAGAAAUACAAAAAUUCCGACAAGAAAAACGGAAUCUUUCAUAACUUCUAGCGACAAUCAAACGGCACUAAAUUUUAAGGUGUAUGAAGGUGAACGACCUUGCAUUCACGAUAAUCAUCAUCUUGGAACAUUUGUUCUUAGAGGAAUUCCACCUGCGCCGAAAGGAGUGGCGAGUGUUCAAUCAGUUUUUGAAAUCGACAGAUCCGGCAUCCUGACCGUAACAGCCUAUGACCCAAUUUCAGGCAGCGAAAACAAAAUAAAAAUCACUAAUGACGAGAAACAAAUGGCAAAGAAUGAAAUUGAUAAAAUGGUGCUGUGAAGGAAGGAAUGAUCCGUCAUCAAGUCUACAGCACUUCUAGAUUGAAAAAAAUGAAUGAAUGUAAUGAAUAGAAGAAACAAAUGAAAAGAGUAGUAAUAGUACAUGGCAAUAGAACAUGGCAUUACAAUAAGAAAUUGUGUUUUUUACUAUGAUCUCGUACCACCGACAAAACUCCCUUCUCGGGUUGGGACCUAUGGCAAAUAUAACUCGCUAUAGGAGUAUUUAAUAUGGCACUACAUCCAUUUUAGACCUCCGUGUAAAGGUUCAACGUAUUAAUAUUAUGUAGUAAUAACGUAUUAAUUGCGUGCAAAAUCGCGAGAGCAUUUGCGCUGUCUGCCAUCAGAGCUGAAAGGCUUUAACCGUUGUUUAGUUUUAGGUGGGAAAUGGCGGUCGAGGGCGAUCUCAAGACAAUUACUGGUAGCGCUAUAAACCCAUUCAGCGAAUACAUACAAUAUGGAAGAUGAAGCGUUGUCGCCAUAUUUGGCCAACUCAAAAGUUAAUUGUUGCAAUGAUUCAAAGCUGCUCGCUGUGGUUCGCGUACCACAGAUUGAGAACCACUGCCGUAUAGACACCGUCUUGACGUUCAUAAAUUCAACAAUGAAAUUCCGUGAUUUUAACAAACAUGAAUACCGACAUCGGGUUUAGGAAAAGGACUAUUCCCAGUUGAAAUAGUUUAAAAAUAAAUCAAAAUUGUUCUGCUGAUAAAUACAAAUAUCUACCAAUGGUUUAGUAGUGUACGCUAAAAUUGUUCUGCGGGCCGCACGGAAUGUGUCGGGGGGCCGCAGUUUG
Styela clava is the source of this 2461-nucleotide messenger RNA. Lineage: Eukaryota; Metazoa; Chordata; Ascidiacea; Stolidobranchia; Styelidae. The record is from RefSeq and is a predicted model, not a curated record.